Sphaeramia orbicularis (orbiculate cardinalfish) is the source of this 4661-nucleotide messenger RNA. RefSeq names its product kinesin-like protein KIF27. Gene Ontology annotation, cellular component: microtubule associated complex. Bases 195 to 4154 code for a protein of 1319 amino acids. Gene Ontology annotation, molecular function: microtubule motor activity; microtubule binding; ATP binding. The transcript is spliced from 15 exons. NCBI's taxonomy places the organism in Eukaryota, Metazoa, Chordata, Actinopteri, Kurtiformes, Apogonidae. Gene Ontology annotation, biological process: microtubule-based movement; mitotic spindle organization; spindle elongation. The record is from RefSeq and is a predicted model, not a curated record.
CUGACACUUAAACAACUAUAAUGACUGAACAUACAACGCCAAUAACCGACGGUUUGUAAAAUUAAUAUGAAGAAAUAUGUGUUUUAUGAUACAAAAGGUUUAAUACAAACUCGGCCUGUGAAAAUGUGAUGAAAUUAAAACCCUGUAGGAGCACCGGUGUAUGAGUGACAGGGUUUGUCAGCACAGUUUUAGUCAUGAGUGAGGUGUGUGUCCGUGUGGCGGUCCGUAUUCGGCCGUUGCUUCCCAGGGAGGUUCUCCACAACCACCAGGUGUGUGUGCGGGUGGUGCCGGGCUCCGAACAGGUGAUGCUCGGGUCAGACCGACUCUUCUGUUUCGACCACGCGUUCGGGUCGACAGUCAGCCAAGAUGAGGUGUACGAGUCCUGCGUCCUGCCCCUGGUGGAGUCCCUGAUCGACGGUUACAAUGCCACCGUGUUCUGUUAUGGACAAACAGGGUCAGGAAAGACAUAUACACUCGGAGGAGGAAACCUGGCUGAAGAUGGUGGUAUCAUUGACCGUGUGGCUCAUGAUGUGUUUGUGUUGUUGGGCAAAACAACACAGAGCAGUGAUGUUGAGAAGGCUACAGUUCGAGUCUCGUACAUUGAGUUGUACAGAGAAGAGCUACGAGACCUGCUGGAGCUCCAUACUACUCACAAAGAGCUUCAUAUCAGAGAGGAUGACAGAGGAAACACAGUGGUGGUGGGAGCCAAAGAGGUGACCGUCUCCUCUGCGGAGGAACUCCUCAGUGUAUUGGAGAUGGGAAAUGCCCUGCGCCACACUGGCACGACAGGAAUGAAUGAGAAGUCCAGUCGCUCUCACGCCAUCCUCACCCUGCAGCUCUUCCAGUGUUUUCACGACAACACAUCUUUCUCAAAGUCUGUGCGCUCCUCCAAGCUCUGUCUGGUUGACCUGGCAGGAUCAGAGCGUGCCGGAAAAACUGGCAACACUGGGACACGUCUCAAAGAGUCUGUGUACAUUAACACAGGCCUUCUGGCACUGGGCAAUGUGAUCAGAGCUCUAUCUGACCCAGGUCGAAAUCGCAGAGGAAACAACUGCAACAGCGCUCACAUACCAUACCGCGAUGCCAAAAUCACCCGGCUGCUCCGUGAUGCAUUGGGAGGCACUGCCCAUACACUGAUGGUGGCAUGCGUAAGCCCCUCCCACCACAGUGUAGCAGAGACUCUGAGUGUUUUGCAGUUUGCAUCUAAGGCUCGUCACAUCCGGAACCGCCCUGGAGCAGUGUCUGCUCAUACAGAGGUCAGAUCGUGUCCGCCAACCUGGGAUCCUGGUGAUGCACGGCUGGGAGAGUUGGAAUAUGAAGCACAGACACUGAGAGAGCUGCUGAAAGAGAAAGAGAAAGAACUGCUAAAGGAAAGGGAGAAGACAGAGGGAAGAGUUGGAGAGGAGGACAACUUUAAACAGCCCAGUCAAGUUAACUGGUUAACUAACCAUCAUACAACAGCAAACCAACAGGAAUUAUCAGACUACUGCCUACUUGCACAAGAAGCUGCUGUUCUUCUUGGAGAUAUAUCUAGCUCCGCUCAAAAUAAUGAUUUCAGGCAGCGACUGCAAGAUUGGCAGGAGAGGCUGAAAGCUGUCAAUAACUCACAUCAAUCUGACAAUAAGGAGUAUUCGGAGAAAGAGGAAGACCAACCCAACCAUAUCACCGUAUUAAAGCUCAGACAAGAACUAACUGAGUGUCAGGAAGCUCUUGCCAUAGAUGAACAGGUACUGGAGGAAAAAGACACAGAGCUGAGACAUUUACAAAAAGAAGUAGACAAACUUGUCCAGGAGAAUAAAACCCACAUCCAGGCAUUAAUAGAAGAAAAGCAACGUAAUCAUAUAAAGACUGAACAACUGGUGAACCAGCAGAUUCUGAUCGCUCGUCUUCACAGUGAGCUUUUUACUUUAAAAAGUGCAACAUCAGGAGCAACGGAAACAGGUGCCUCUGGGAACUCAGAUAAGAGACCUCACAGCGUCCCUCUAUUCAGACAGAGCUGUGGACAGCGGCCACCCAGGAAGAUCCACUCCAGUCCUCCAGCCUAUUCUCUGGAGAGAAUCAUAGCAGCCUUUAAGAUGCGUGGUCAAGUCCUGCUGGCUGAGAUUGAUGAAGAGGAUGAAGUCUAUUGUCCAUUUCUAAAACAGCAGAUGGAGACCAAAGACAACAACCAAGAGGAGGAAGAGCAGGAUGACGAUGAUAUGGGCAAAGUGGGAUUUAGACGUUCUUUGAACCGUACGUGGACAAGCCAUCAGAGGAAAUCAUUUCAGACAAAGAAAAGUACUGGACUGAAUGAAACAUCUAAUGGAAUUUGGUCUAAACAACAGUCUCAUGGAGUCACUGGAAAUAAGGAUGGCAUUGCCAAACCAUGUGGUGUGAGCAAGGCAAAAAUAAGGCCUGAUACUGUCACCCAGAGAAGGAUCCAAGAACUGUCAGUCAACAUGCGAAUGAAAGAGGAGCUAAUCAAAGAGCUUGAAAAAACUGACAAGGAGUCCCAAGCAGUGGACAUACGUGGCAGUCAAAACACUGACGUCAAAGCAGCUGGCUUGUUAGCAGAGAUAUCCUUGCAGAGCCAGCAGGUUCGGGCUGAUCUGUACCGCAGCCUGCAGCACAUGAGACUGCAGAGAGCAGAGCUCCAGGAUAGCCUGAGGCAGGAGAGAGACGCCACUCACAACAUGCUACCUGACCAGCAGGAGGGUCAAAAGUUAGAAAACAAAGGCUGCCACCAGGAAAAACUAAGGGAAAAGGUACAUGAGGGUAGAUGGCUGGAGGAGGAAGAGGAGCAGGUGUUACAGAGGAGAGCUCAGCUUCAGGAACUAGAGGAGGAACUGAGGAGGAGAGAGGAGGUGCUCCUUCAAAAGGAGGCCUAUAUGCAACAGAAAAACAAGUUAGAGAUGAAGAAGUUACGCUCCAGCCAGGCUCUGAGUCAGGACCUGCUGCGUGUAUCAUUACAGCUGGAAACUCUCCAGGAGCAGAUGCAGAGCAGCAGCAGUGAAAAGCCAAACAGAGGAUUCACUGUAGAGGAACUAGAGAGGGAGAGGGACAAACUUAAAAACAGAAGGGAUGCUCUGGAUGCACAGCUGAAGGACAACAAAGUCCUCACUGUGGAGGAGGAGCAUUACCUGCUUCAGUUGGAGGAAGCCCUUGAAACUUUAGAUGCCGCUCUGGACUUUAAAACCCGAUCGAUCCAGGACAAACAGGAAAAACUGUCAAUUACAGAAUCCUCUCUAUAUCAGUCACAAAACACAGAGCCUGCCCAUGUCUGUAACAUCAUCAGGAAACUAAAGGAGCUUUCACCACCUGAGGUCUCUGAGCUGUUUGUCAAGUAUUUUAACAAGGUUGUUUGUCUUCGGGAAGAAGACCGUAGUUUGCGUUUGCAAUGUAAAGAGUUGGAGCUACACAAUGAGGAGCAAGAGGUGGUGCUUAGGGAGAUGGAAGCUGCCAUGCAGUGUCUGGCAUUAGACGCGGACCGCAGACUAACAGAGCAGCACAGAGAUCAUCAGAAACACAUUCAGCUUCUGCUGCAGAAACUUAAAGAGAAUGCCACUGCAGAGAAACAUGAGGUCAUCCAAGACAGACUGCAGCAUCUUGAAAAAGAGUUAUUUUUCUACAAGACCUCCAGCCGUCAGCUAAAGAAAAAACUGAGAGAGCUCCUUAGUGAUGCCCAUCAACCUGCCAAUCAGACCUCAGGCACACAGGAACACUCACACAUGUUCAGUAUACAGGCAUGUCCAAGCACAAAUGAACCCCAAAUGCACACUGAAGAGGCGCAGACAAAGACACACAUCACAACAACAUACACAAAAAUACACUCUGGGCCAACAGACACAAAAGCACACAACAACGAGGCAGAAAUAAAGCACACACAUGCUCACCAAAAACUUCGUCCCUCAUCAUCUUCUGAUCUCCAAACACACAAAAAGACUACAGCGCCCUCACACGACCAGAUGCACACACGAUCCUAUGGGGCUGGUCAGUGUGAGGAAAAGUUAGAGAUGACUCAAGUCCGUCUGUGCCGGAAAGACCUGAGACAGAUCUCCCCAUGCGACCUGCAGGUCCGUGGAUCUGCCACAAGGAGGCGUCAGUCUGUUGUGGAUACCAGCACUGAGACAAUACUUGAAGACUCAAUAGAAAUGUCUAAAAACACUGACCGAUAGUGUUUCAUGUGUAUUAUGUCUGUUUUAUUAGAGUCCCAUGACUGCUGUAAUGUCUGUAGAAGAGUCUAGUUUAGUGAUUGUGAACAAAAUGUUUGUCACAAAUAACACAUCCACAAGCGCCUUAAAGGAACAAACAAAAUCAGAAUAUUCAGUUCAUGUCCACAUUCAAACUAUACUAAAGACUAAGCUGAAUGGGUCCUUACACGCAUGCACAUACAUCCUACUGAUAUAAAACAGCUGAAGAGUCUUGCCACAAAAUUACAGAACAACAAAACUGUGACUUCCAAUGUUUUUUUAUAACCUGUAAUGUAAUGACGCUACACAGGAUGGGCUAAGAUUUAUCCUUACUUUGUUGUGGACAAAAAUCUAUAGGUUUACCAUUUAUUUGAAACAGUAAAAGUUACAGAUGUCUUUUAUUGGCUCUUGUACCCCACAAAUACAACAAUGCACAUUUUGUUACUAGUUCGUAUCAUAUCCGCACUUGAAGUUCAAACUGGUGUUCAACAU